AUGCGUCGCGGGUCGCCGCGGACGACGGCAAUCUGUCGCUGUUGCUGGCGCUGGUGGACGAUCGUUGGGGCGCUGAUCGGCUCGUCGGUGCUGGGCACGUCACUCAGCAGCAGCACCAGCGGCAGCAGCAGCACCGUGGCUCAGUUGGGCCAAGCGCCGGACGAGUGUCGCUGGACCGACGACUCCGCUGGCGACGGCGGCGACGGUUCCGCCGGUUUACUAACCCUCGUGUGCCACCUGCGGACCAUCAAUAGUGAGCUGGAAAAUACGAACUUUAGUGUCCUGCAGCCGGCCGCCACCGUGCGGCUGCGGCUGCGGUGCGACGAUACGCUGCUCUUCCAGAGCAGCCUCGCUCCCGGGAGCUUCCGGCAGCUAGUCACGCUGCGAUCGCUCUCGAUCGAGUACUGCAAGAUGGCGACCCUGGCGGACGGCUCGUUCCGCGGGCUGCGCGAACUCACCAAUCUCACUCUGCGCACCUACAACACCCGCGACUGGUCCGCGGUCAGUUUGGCCAUCGGGCCAAAGGUGUUCACCGGGGAGCUCGCCCGGCUGCAGCGGCUCGAUCUGAGUGUCAACAACAUGCGCAGCCUACCGGAGGGCAUGGUUUGCCCGCUCCCGACGCUCGAGCACCUCAAUCUGACCCACAACCGGCUGCGGGACAUAACCGGGCUCCACUUUAGCGCAUCGCUCAGUACGCGCGUUUCGAAGAAGUGCGGCGCCACGCUUACGGUGCUGGACUUUUCGCACAACAACAUCGACAGCCUGCCACCGGCGGCCCUUUCCGGCCUGGGGCGGCUCUCCGACCUGCGGCUCCAGGCCAACGGGAUGGCGUUCGUCGCCGAUCGAGCCCUUGAAGGCCUGCUAUCGCUGUCCCGUCUCGAUUUGUCACUCAAUCGACUCACCAACCUACCGCCGGAACUGUUUUCCGAGGCGAAACACAUUCGCGAGCUGUACCUCCAGAACAACAGCCUCAACGUGCUGGCUCCGGGUCUGUUCGGUGAACUGCGCCAACUGAUGGUGCUCGAUCUGGCGCACAACGAGCUGACGUCGGAGUGGAUCAACGGGGCCACGUUCGGGGGCCUGUCGGCGCUCGUGCUACUCGACCUCUCCCACAAUCGGGUGUCCCGGCUGGAGCCAUCAAUUUUUCGCGGCCUGGCUGCCCUACAGGUUCUGCGGUUGCCGGGGAACCGGAUCGAAAGUAUCGCCCCGAACACCUUCACCGAGCAACCGGCCCUUCACACGCUCGUCCUAUCGCACAACCGGCUCGCGGCCAUCGAGCAGCAAACGUUCACGGGCCUCACGCAACUCACGCUUCUAUCGCUUGACUUUAACCGGAUCGCGCGCAUCGAUCGGCACGCGCUGCUGCCGGGCGGCGGGACACUCCAGGAGCUGCACCUGAACGGUAACAAGCUGCUGCAGGUUCCGGACGCCCUGCGGGACGUGCCGCUCCUGCGGACGCUCGAUCUGGGCGAGAAUCACAUCGCGCACCUCGAGCGGGCCGGCUUCCGCGAUCUGGGCCACCUGUACGGGUUGCGGUUGACGGAGAACAACGUUGAAGUGUUGCGGCGCGGCACACUGGAUGGGUUGGUGUCCCUGCACAUCCUGAACCUGUCGCAGAACCGGCUUAAGAGCGUGGAGCAGUCGUGCUUCGAUAACAACACGGCUCUGCAAGCGAUCCGACUCGAUGGGAACUACCUCACCGAUAUUGCGGGGCUAUUUGCCAAGCUCCCGAACCUGCUGUGGCUCAACAUUAGCGACAACCACCUGGAGGUGUUCGAUUACGCCCUCAUUCCGACCGGCCUGCAGUGGUUGGACAUUCACGCGAACAAGAUCGCCGAGUUGGGCAACUAUUUCGAGAUCGAGUCACAGCUGUCGCUCAGCACGAUCGAUGCCAGUUCGAACCAGCUGACGGAGAUCACGGGCAGUGCGAUCCCGAACGGGGUCGAGUUGCUCUAUCUGAACGAUAAUCUGAUCGCGAAGGUCCAAUCGUACACGUUCUUCAAGAAGCCCAACCUAACGCGGGUCGAUCUGUUCGGGAACCGGAUCGCGACGCUCGACCCGAACUCGCUUCGCAUUUCGGCCGUGCCGGACGAUCGGGCGCUGCCCGAGUUCUACAUCGGCGGUAACCCGUAUCAGUGCGAUUGUCAGCUUAGCUGGCUCCAGCAACAGCAGCAGGCCGGUGGGGGUGGCCGCCGGUCGUCGCCAUCCGUCCGCACCCAGCCCCGGCUGAUGGAUCUGGACAGUAUUUACUGCCGGUUGCUGUACAAUCGGGGCCGCACGUACGUGCCGCUGGUGGAAGCUCAACCCGAUCAGUUCCUGUGCCAGUACGAGUCACACUGUUCGGCCCUGUGCCACUGUUGCGACUUUUACGCGUGCGACUGCAAGAUGGAGUGUCCGGCCCGGUGUACCUGUUACCACGAUCAGGGCUGGACCUCGAACGUGGUCGAUUGUUCGCGGGCCGCCUACGGUGCGGAUGAUGACCACCACGGUGAUGGCCGGUUACCCGAUCACAUCCCGAUGGACGCUACGCAGCUCUAUCUGGACGGGAACCACUUCCCGGCGCUCCCGAGCCACGCGUUCUUGGGCCGCAAACGGUUGCGAAUCCUGUUCCUGAACGGUUCCAGCGUGGAAACGAUCAGCAACCGUACGUUCUUCGGACUGGGUGGGCUGGAAACGUUGCAACUUGAUCACAAUCUAAUCGGCGCCCUCGGCGGGGUCGAGUUUGAUGGGUUGACCGCACUGCGGGAGUUGCAUCUGCACCACAACCGGAUCGGCGCGAUCGCCAACCACACGUUCGACGGACUGCACGGACUGCGGAUCUUGCGGCUCGAUCAUAACCGGCUGCUGGAGUUUGGUGGCUGGUGGCCAGCGAACCUGAAGCUUGCCGAAGCGCGACUCGCCGGCAACGGGUGGCCGUGUGAGUGCCGCUUUUUGGAGCGCUUCCGGGAGCAUCUGCGGCGGUACGAGGCCGUUGUUCGUGAUCGCACCCGGAUCCGGUGUUUGCCGGGCAACGCAACGGCGCAGAUUGCAGAUGUCGCUGAAGAAGGAGCCGGUUCCGGUGCUGGGCUGCUGGUGUACGCUGAUAACAGCACCACGCUGUGCGACAGUGCGACAUCCGGGUCGGAUGACCCAACGCCGGUGGGGGCCAGCAGCAAUCUGACGACGGGAACGGCGGCGGUUCAGAAGACGGUUCUGCCUGCCCAACCGAUGGAAGGCUACGUGCCGCUGCUGGUGACGGUUCUGGGAGCCUUUUCGCUGGUGAUCGUCCUCACGCUGGUGCUGUUCGUGUUCCGGCAGGAGAUGCGCGUCUGGUUCCACUCGCGGUACGGUGUGCGGCUGUUCUACCGGAACGCGGACAUUGAUCGGCGCGAGCGGGACAAGCUGUUCGAUGCGUUCGUGUCGUACAGCGCGAGCGACGAGGCGUUCGUGGCCGAAGAACUGGCACCGUCGCUCGAGACCGGUGAUCCGGCGUACCGGUUGUGUCUGCACUACCGCGACUUUCCGGUCGGGGCGUACCUGGCCGACACCAUCCAGCAGGCGGUCGAAUCGUCGCGGCGCACCAUCAUGGUGCUGUCGGAGAACUUUCUCCAGUCGGAGUGGUGCCGGUUUGAGUUUAAAUCGGCCCACCACGCGGUGCUGCGUGAUCGGCGCCGCCGGCUGAUCGUGAUCGUGUUGGGCGAGGUACCGCAGAAGGAUCUGGAUCCGGACAUUCGGCUGUACCUGAAGACGAACACCUAUCUGCAGUGGGGCGACAAGCUGUUCUGGGAGAAGCUACGCUUUGCGCUGCCCGACGUGCCGAACAACAGUCGCCGGCCGCGCCCGGUGUCACACGAACACCACCAUCACCACCCGAAUUCCAACGCCACGGCGGCAAUGCACCACCACCACCAAUCACCGGCGACGGCGGCUGGGGUAGGACCCGCGGAACUGACCGCGAAUCCCAAGGAGUCCCGAGUCGGCGGGAUACACAUCUGA
This is a messenger RNA of Anopheles cruzii, 3975 nucleotides long. It is a transcript of the gene Tollo, whose product is annotated as toll-like receptor Tollo. Gene Ontology annotation, cellular component: extracellular matrix. The record is from RefSeq and is a predicted model, not a curated record. Bases 1 to 3975 code for a protein of 1324 amino acids. The transcript has 2 exons. Gene Ontology annotation, biological process: signal transduction. Gene Ontology annotation, molecular function: protein binding. NCBI's taxonomy places the organism in Eukaryota, Metazoa, Arthropoda, Insecta, Diptera, Culicidae.